This is a messenger RNA of Esox lucius (northern pike), 1173 nucleotides long. It is a transcript of the gene rplp0, whose product is annotated as ribosomal protein, large, P0. Gene Ontology annotation, biological process: cytoplasmic translation; ribosomal large subunit assembly; ribosome biogenesis. The transcript has 8 exons. Gene Ontology annotation, cellular component: cytosolic large ribosomal subunit. Bases 161 to 1108 code for a protein of 315 amino acids. Lineage: Eukaryota; Metazoa; Chordata; Actinopteri; Esociformes; Esocidae. Gene Ontology annotation, molecular function: large ribosomal subunit rRNA binding; structural constituent of ribosome. The record is from RefSeq and is a predicted model, not a curated record.
UGUGCAGAUCAGAGGAGUCGUAGUAGAUUGUGAUUGGCUGUUUGACCUGUAUAUGAGUGGUUCGCUUCCUGUAACGUUCUCUUUCUUCCACGCGUCCUAUCUGCGAGAUCUCUUGUCUUUAAACCAGCUGUUUUAAGCGAUCCUUCGAAGCACUGCAAAGAUGCCGAGGGAAGACAGGACCACGUGGAAGUCCAACUAUUUUCUGAAAAUCAUUCAACUGCUAGAUGACUACCCCAAAUGCUUCAUUGUCGGUGCUGACAAUGUGGGCUCCAAGCAAAUGCAGGCCAUCCGUCUGUCCCUGCGUGGGAAGGCCGUAGUGCUCAUGGGUAAAAACACCAUGAUGCGCAAAGCCAUCCGUGGACACCUGGAGAACAACCCAGCCCUGGAGAAGUUGUUGCCCCACAUUAAAGGAAAUGUGGGCUUCGUCUUCACCAAGGAGGACCUGACUGAGAUCAGAGACAUGCUGCUGGCCAACAAGGUCCCUGCUGCUGCCCGUGCCGGUGCCAUUGCCCCCUGUGAUGUGACUGUGCCUGCCCAGAACACUGGGCUGGGUCCUGAGAAGACUUCCUUCUUCCAGGCUCUGGGCAUCACCACAAAGAUCUCCAGAGGAACUAUUGAGAUUCUGAGCGACGUGCAGCUCAUCAAGCCUGGAGACAAGGUGGGAGCCAGCGAGGCCACGCUGCUCAACAUGUUGAACAUCUCGCCCUUCUCCUUCGGGCUGCUCAUCCAGCAGGUGUAUGACAAUGGUAGUGUCUACAGCCCAGAGGUGCUUGACAUUACUGAGGCUGCACUGCACGCCCGGUUCCUGGAGGGUGUGAGGAACAUCGCCAGCGUGUGUCUGGAGAUUGGGUACCCUACUCUAGCCUCCAUCCCCCACACCAUCAUCAAUGGAUACAAGAGAGUCCUGGCUGUCGCCGUGGAGACCGACUACUCCUUCCCUCUUGCAGAUAAGGUGAAGGCCUACCUGGCUGAUCCCACUGCCUUUGCUGUGGCUGCUCCUGUAGCUGCAGCUGAAACGGCGGCUGCCCCCGCUGCUGCCAAGGAGGCGGCUAAGGAGGAGUCUGAGGAGGGCUCUGAUGACGACAUGGGUUUCGGACUAUUCGACUAAGCAGUCAACUCCAUGUGUUUGACUAAAUUCAUGGAGAAAUAAUUUAAUAAAAACAUAAAAUCGAA